CGCGUUGUUACGUCUCUGGGUUGAGAAACUGGUAGUGGGGGAACAGGAAGUUCCGCGCAGGCGCGCAUUGUUCUUCACAAUAAAGGACACGGCAGAAUUGUGCAGUCGAGACGUCAACUUCUGUGUCCGUUUCAAAUAUAUUACUACUGACCGACUCAGAUUAAGUCUGAGGCCGGUAACAUCAACAGUGAAGACAAACCCAGCCUGCCACUCUCCUUCCACACUGUGUCCAAACCUACAGUCACUGGGUCCUGAUUGUGACAGUGGAGUCCAGUUUGCACUGCAGGAUCCAGAGAUGGCAUCAGUGAAGCUGGAAGACUGCAGUCAAACACUGGAGCUGAAUGUCAACAUUAAAGAUGAAGAAGAGGAGGAGAAGAUUGGGAAAUCUGUUUCUCAUGACUCAGGUAUGAGGUCGGUAACGUCAACAGUGAGGACAAACCCAGCCUGCCUCUCUCCUUCCACACUGAGUCCAAACCUACAGUCACUGGGUCCUGAUUGUGACAGUGGAGCCCAGUUUGCACUGCAGGAUCCAGAGAUGGCAUCAGUGAAGCUGGAAGACUGCAGUCAAACACUGGAGCUGAAUGUCAACAUUAAAGAUGAAGAAGAGGAGGAGAAGAUUGGGAAAUCUGUUUCUCAUGGACGACUAGAAUUAAGUCUGAGGCCGGUAACAUCAACAGUGAGGACAAACCCAGCCUGCCUCUCUCCUUCCACACUGAGUCCAAACCUACAGUCACUGAGUCCUGAUUGUGACAGUGGAGCCCAGUUUGCACUGCAGGAUCCAGAGAUGGCAUCAGUGAAGCUGGAAGACUGCAGUCAAACACUGGAGCUGAAUGUCAACAUUAAAGAUGAAGAAGAAGAGGAGGAGAUUGGGAAAUCUGUUUCUCAUGGAGACCAUGUUAAGACAUUCUCUACAUCUAGAGAGCAACAGCAGGAAGAUCACAGAGCUAAGAGGUCUCACCACUGCCCACAUUGUGAGGAGAUUUUCCCAUUUCUAUCAAAGCUAAAAACACACCUACAAAUACACACUGGAGAGAAUCCCUAUUCCUGUACUGACUGUGGGAAGAGAUUCACAACACCAGGAGCUUUGGCAGUUCAUCAGAGAGUGCACACUGGAGGGAAGCCUUACUCCUGCUCUGACUGUGUAAAAUGCUUCACAACAUCAGCUCAUCUAGAAGUUCAUCAGAGAACACACACAGGAGAGAAGCCUUAUUCCUGCUCUGACUGUGGAAAGAGUUUCUCUCUACUGGGCAACUUAAAAACACAUGAACGUAUACAUACAGGAGUGAAGCCUUACUCCUGCUCUGACUGUGGACAGAGUUUCUCUCGACUGGGCCACUUAAAAACACAUGAACGUAGACAUAUUGGUGUGAAGCCUUACUGCUGCUCUGACUGUGUAAAAUGCUUCACAACAUCAGCUCAGCUAAAAGAUCAUCAGAGAACACACACAGGAGAGAAGCCUUUCUUCUGCUCUGACUGUGGAACUAGUUUCUCUCAACUUUCCCACUUAAAAACACAUGAACGUAUACAUACAGGAUUGAAGCCUUACUCUUGCUCUGACUGUGGAAAGAGUUUCUCUCAAAUGGGCCACUUAAAAAGACAUGAACGUAGACAUACAGGAGAGAAGCCUUACUCCUGCUCUGACUGUGUAAAAUGCUUCACAACAUCAGCUGAGCUAAAAGAUCAUCAGAGAACACACACAGGAGAGAAGCCUUUCUUCUGCUCUGACUGUGGAACUAGUUUCUCUCAACUUUCCCACUUAAAAACACAUGAACGUCUACAUACAGGAUUGAAGCUUUACUCCUGCUCUGACUGUGGAAAGAGUUUCUAUCAAAUGGGCAACUUAAAAAGACAUGAACGUCUACAUACAGGAGAGAAGCCUUACUGCUGCUCUGACUGUGGAAAGAGUUUCUCUCUACCAGGCACCUUAAAAACACAUGAACGUAUACAUACAGGAGUGAAGCCUUACUCCUGCUCUGACUGUGUAAAAUGCUUCACAACAUCAGCUGAGCUAAAAGUUCAUCAGAGAACACACACAGGAGAGAAGCCUUACUCCUGCUCUGACUGUGGAAAGCGUUUCUCUCGACUGAGCCACUUAAAAAGACAUGAACGUAUACAUACAGGAGUGAAGCCUUACUGCUGCUCUGACUGUGUAAAAUGCUUCACAACAUCAGCUGAGCUAAAAGUUCAUCAGAGAACACACACAGGAGAGAAGCCUUACUCCUGCUCUGACUGUGGAAAGCGUUUCUCUCGACUGAGCCACUUAAAAAGACAUGAACGUAUACAUACAGGAGUGAAGCCUUACUCCUGCUCAGACUAUGGAAAGAGGUUCUCUCUACUGGGCAUCUUAAAAAGCCACCAAGGUAAACAAAGGAGAGAAGCCUUGUCACUGAUCUGACUGUAGAGAACACACAAAGAACUGAACCUUACUUCUUCCUUGAGGUUUUUAAGCUAACUAGACGGCACAAUUGUGUUUUUUUAUAUUACUAUAUUACUUAUAGCCAGGGGCACACUCCAACACCAUUUACAAACAAAGCAUUUGUGUUUUGUGAGUCCGCCAGAUCAGAGGCAGUG
Molecule: messenger RNA, 2571 nt
Organism: Oncorhynchus tshawytscha (Chinook salmon)
Lineage: Eukaryota; Metazoa; Chordata; Actinopteri; Salmoniformes; Salmonidae
Product: zinc finger protein 883-like
Exons: 5
Coding region: 296-2395 (699 amino acids)
Biological process (GO): regulation of transcription by RNA polymerase II
Cellular component (GO): nucleus
Molecular function (GO): RNA polymerase II transcription regulatory region sequence-specific DNA binding; DNA-binding transcription factor activity, RNA polymerase II-specific
Source: RefSeq, a predicted model, not a curated record